AUGGAGUCUUUCAACAAGGACAACACGUUCGGCGCGGCCUUUGCUGGCUUCGCCGCCUCCAGCAUCUGCCUUGGCGUCCUCAGCACACAGGCGUACACAUACUUCAAGCGGUACCCGCUCGACAAGCCGUUCUACAAAGCAUUGGUCGUCGGUCUCUGGUUGAUCGAACUCGCGGAUCAAGCCCUCAUCUCGCACGCCGUCUACAGCUACCUCGUAACCAACUGGGGGAUUGUCACGAUCCUCGUAGCGAAACCUAUAUGGUCCCUCAUCCUACAAAUCACGUUCGGAGUCGUAACAGGAACCAUCGUUAAAAUCAACUUCGCGCUACGCGUAUGGCGCUUCAGCAACCAGAAUGUUCUGGUCACAGGCCUCAUCUUCCUGUUGACUUUCGGCGAAUUGGCUGUUGCAUCCAUCUACACCGUCAAAGCCUUCCGGUUGGACAGUCUAUCACACCUCGCAGAUAUGAAGAUCAUCGGCACCUUGUCCCUUGGCAUAGGCAUGGCCACAGACGUCGUCAUCGCCGCCUCGCUUUCCUUCUUCCUCUGGAACCUGCGGACAGGCCACAGGAAAGAUGACUCUGCGGUUAACUCGUUGAUUUUCUACGCCGUCAGCACAGGCGGCCUGACGAGUGUGAUCAGUCUGACUACUCUGAUUCUGUAUAACUUCAUGCCCGGCAACUUCAUCUUCAUGGCGUUCUACUUUGUCCUGAGCAAAGUAUACGCCAAUUCCUUCCUCGCUGCGUUGAACACGCGCAGGAUCAGCCGCGGCCGCGGUACAGAUGCAGAGACCACCACGAUGCCCACCUUCCUCAUGGUCGGCAAGGUCACGCAGCGCACCGUCAACUUCGACGCAGACAACCAGUUGCAAUCAAACAUGUCACCAACGAAGGUCGACAAGAGUCAUCUUACCCACAAUGCCAGCUACGCAGAAGCAUGGUAA
This is a messenger RNA of Trametes versicolor FP-101664 SS1, 939 nucleotides long. RefSeq lists its product as uncharacterized. Bases 1 to 939 code for a protein of 312 amino acids. The transcript has 20 exons. Lineage: Eukaryota; Fungi; Basidiomycota; Agaricomycetes; Polyporales; Polyporaceae. The record is from RefSeq and is a predicted model, not a curated record.